CGCUCACUGACGAGAAAAGCAUCAUGGCCGAUGUGAACGAUGUGCAUGUAGAAUUGGAAGAAAAGCUGUCUGUGGAGGAGGCCCAAGCUGUUGCAGCUGCCGCUGAAGUUGCGAAUGCCACGUCCAAGUCUUCCAAGAAGGUGGCGGCGGCGCCCACUGUGUACGAAUCGCGCUUGCACGAAGUGCGCGACUGGAAAAAGAGCACGUUGACGCUAGACGAACGCUUCGAGCUGUGCAAAAGUGUGGGCGAAGAGUGCAUCAAAGAAGAGGAGCUUCGCGCGCUGCUUGAAAAGAAGGAGCACCCCAUUUGCUACGACGGGUUUGAGCCGAGUGGCCGCAUGCACAUUGCACAAGGCGUGCUGCGCAUGAUCAACGUGAACAAGCUUACGAGCGCGGGGUGCAUUUUCCGCUUCUGGGUUGCGGAUUGGUUUGCGCUGCUCAACAACAAGAUGGGCGGCGAUCUGAAGAAGAUCCGUAAAGUCGGGCAGUACAUGAUCGAAAUCUGGAAAGCCGUCGGCAUGAACAUGGACAACGUGCAAUUUCUGUGGGCAUCGGACGAGAUCAACGCCCAUGCGGACGAGUAUUGGACGCGCGUGAUUGACGUCGCGCGCAAGUUUAACGUGGCGCGCAUCCAGCGAUGCUGCACCAUCAUGGGUCGCAAGGAAGCCGACGACAUGAGCGCCGCGCAAAUGAUGUAUCCGUGCAUGCAGUGCGCGGACGUAUUCUUCCUCAAGGCCGACAUCUGCCAGUUGGGGCUGGACCAGCGCAAGGUUAACAUGCUGGCGCGCGAGUACUGCGACGAAGCUAAGAUCAAGUUCAAGCCCGUGAUCAUCAGCCACCACAUGCUCAUGGGGCUCAAGCAAGGCCAAGAAAAGAUGAGCAAGAGUGACCCGGACUCGGCGAUCUUUAUGGAAGACACGGUGUCGGACGUGAGCCGCAAGAUUAAGAAGGCGUACUGCCCUCCCGGCGAAGUGGACGGAAACCCUAUCAUGGACUACAUGAAGCACAUCAUCUUUCCCAUGUUCCCCGACGGCGUCGUUGUUAAGCGCAAGGAAGAAUUCGGCGGCGACAAGACCUACCUCACGUACGACGAAAUGGCCGCCGACUACCUUGCGGAAGCCAUCCACCCCGGUGACCUCAAGCCGUCGCUGACGGAGCACUUGAACUUGAUCCUCGAACCCGUGCGCAAGCAUUUUGAACAAGGCGAGGCCAAGAAAUUGCUGGCGGAAAUCAAGAAAUUCAAAAUCACCAGAUAAGCAACGCCCUGUCGAGUCUCAGCAACGCGCGAUGGCAUUCAUGUCGAGGUCGUCCUCGUUGCUCGUGUUUAACCCUCCAACAAAAUCUAAACGAAUGAGUGGAAUCGCUUUGGUUCACAUUAUGACCCAAAGUGCUCGCACCGGAGCUUGUACAACGGA
Aphanomyces invadans is the source of this 1415-nucleotide messenger RNA. Its product is annotated as tyrosine-tRNA ligase. Gene Ontology annotation, biological process: tRNA aminoacylation for protein translation. The record is from RefSeq and is a predicted model, not a curated record. Bases 24 to 1256 code for a protein of 410 amino acids. The transcript is spliced from 3 exons. Gene Ontology annotation, molecular function: ATP binding; tyrosine-tRNA ligase activity. NCBI's taxonomy places the organism in Eukaryota, Oomycota, Saprolegniomycetes, Saprolegniales, Verrucalvaceae.